Molecule: messenger RNA, 2804 nt
Organism: Myotis lucifugus (little brown bat)
Lineage: Eukaryota; Metazoa; Chordata; Mammalia; Chiroptera; Vespertilionidae
Gene: FGF9
Product: fibroblast growth factor 9
Exons: 3
Coding region: 803-1429 (208 amino acids)
Biological process (GO): positive regulation of gene expression; animal organ morphogenesis; positive regulation of epithelial cell proliferation
Cellular component (GO): cytoplasm
Molecular function (GO): growth factor activity; fibroblast growth factor receptor binding
Source: RefSeq, a predicted model, not a curated record
UGGAGCCCGCGCGGCAACACCUGUUCGCGGCCGCAGGGCGCACGCGAUCUGUGGACACGGCUCUCUCGCUCGCCUCCGGCCGUCUGCGCUGAACCAAUGGACCUCCGCCGAGCCGCCGCACGAUUCCGGAUUCCAGUUUUGGACGCCUAAAGUUUUUGGUUUUUGUUUUAUUAUAUUAUUAUUAUUAUUGUUUUGUUUUGGAGGGGGGAUCGGGAGGGGAGAGUCUUCAACGCCACCAACGUGAGAUUCCACCCCCCCACCCCCCACCCCCCACCCCCGCUCUGGAAGGAUUCCUGCUGAUGUCUGCAUAGUCGGUUAGAGUAAAAACGGCGCAUGCCUUCCCCGGAGUCAGGACCCGUGGAUUCUGACGUAGCCCGUGCAUCUUAAAAUCCUAUAAUAACGCCUAGGCAUUGAAGUUGCCAUGGCCAUUCCGAUCUGGAACCAAAUGGAGAAACUACGAAAUUUCUUCCAUACGACCGCCGGCUGGGAUGCAGACCUUCCUGCCUGCUAGGAGCCGGGGCUCUGCCCAUAGAGAUGCAUAGAUGUGUUUAUCAGUGUGUCGGCGUGUGAGUAUACAGCGCUGGUUUCUUUAGGCUAUUAGUGGUUUGACCUUGAACCUGUACCAGUGAAACGGCAGAUUACUUUUAUUUAUGUAUUUCAUGGAUUGAAGAAAAUAACGUGUUUUUUCCCCCCUCUCUGCAACCGCAGUAAGGGAGGGGAGUUGAAUAUACCUCGCCUAAGAUUUCCCGGGUUGGCACCAUCAUUAUUGUUUAUCCCUGUGCUCCAACAGCCCAGCCUUCUGAUGGCUCCCUUAGGUGAAGUUGGGAACUAUUUCGGUGUGCAGGAUGCAGUACCGUUUGGGAAUGUGCCCGUGUUGCCGGUGGACAGCCCGGUUUUGCUAAGUGACCACCUGGGUCAGUCCGAAGCAGGGGGGCUUCCCCGGGGACCUGCAGUCACGGAUUUGGAUCAUUUAAAGGGGAUUCUCAGGCGAAGGCAGCUCUACUGCAGGACUGGAUUUCACUUGGAAAUCUUCCCCAAUGGUACUAUCCAAGGAACCAGGAAAGACCACAGCCGAUUCGGCAUUCUGGAAUUUAUCAGUAUAGCCGUGGGCCUUGUCAGCAUUCGAGGCGUGGACAGUGGACUCUACCUCGGCAUGAAUGAGAAGGGGGAGCUGUACGGAUCAGAAAAACUAACCCAAGAGUGUGUAUUCAGAGAACAGUUUGAAGAAAACUGGUAUAAUACGUACUCUUCGAAUCUCUAUAAACAUGUGGACACUGGAAGGCGAUACUAUGUUGCAUUAAAUAAAGAUGGGACCCCAAGAGAAGGAACGAGGACUAAACGGCACCAGAAAUUCACACAUUUUUUACCAAGACCAGUGGACCCUGACAAAGUACCUGAACUAUAUAAGGAUAUUCUCAGCCAAAGUUGACAAAGACCAUUUCUUCACUUGAGCCCUUAAAAAAGUAACCACUAUAAAGGUUCUGUGCAGUGGGUUCUUAUUGAUUAGCUGUGUCAUCACAUCUGCUCCACUGUUGCCAAACUUUGUCGCAUGUAUAACAUAGGAUGGAGGCUUGGAUGGGGACGUGCUGACUUUGUGUUGCACUUACAGGCCUGUCCUCUGGGAGGCCUGCCUGUGCCCACUUGAUUUAUUGUGAGAAGAGACAAGGGUGUGUGUAUGUUAGUGUGUGUAUGAGUGAGUGUGAGUGGAUGAGAAGCAGGAAAUCAAAGACAGGAGCAAAGUAGAAGAUGGUGGCCUGAUGCAUGCUGGGGAAUAGACACACUUUCACAUGUCCAAUCAGUUGUCCUUCAGCUGGUAUCAGCACAGCUGCCACACUUUGACUCAUGAGAUCUUGGCUGGUGGCCUGCUCAAGGGUACACUGCAUUUGCAAAGGCAUGGAGGGUGCAGUCUUACUUAAGAGACCUUUUCAGUUAAUUCUCACUGGUGCCAUCCCAGUGAAUUUAAAGCAAAGAUCUCUUAGUAAAAAAAAAAAAAAAGAAAAAAAAAGUUAAAUUUAUUUAUAGAAAUUCCAAAGGCAACAUUUUAUUUAUUUUAUAUAUUUAUUUAUUAUAUAGAGUUUAUUUUUAAUGAAAUAUGUACAGGCCAGAUAGGCAUUUUGGAAGCUUAGGCUCUGUAAGCAUUAAAUGGGAAAGUCUGCUAUGAACCUGUGGUGAAUUCAUGCAAAUGAAUAUAACUUUGCAUGGAUAUGAGAAAUUCUGAUGACCCUUAAUGUACUGAAGGCGACAAUCUCUUUUGUGCCCGUAUUAUUGUAAACUUAUGCACAUCAUUCAUGACACUGAGUAUUCACUCUUCAGAAUGCUUGUUUCAUAGCUUAUCCCAGAGGAUUAAAGAUAAACUGGGUCUCAAACUUUUAUUCUGUGUCUGUACUAUUUACUCUCUCAUAAGUGACUGACGCCAUCCUUGUAAUGUCACAGUUGGAAAAUAUGAGGGUCAGUAUAUAUCCGACUCGUCUAAAUCUAUUGCAGAAUGUACCAAAGCUAAGCAGUAGCCAUGCUUUUAUUUUAGUUGGUCUCUAGAACAACAGGAUGAACAUCAAACAUUGUACUGAUUUAGAGUUCUCAAAAAGGAAAAAAAAAAAAAAGCUUACAUAGCACAGAUUAUUCUUUAAAGGGACACCUGAACCAGAUUAGUAGGAUCAUUCUUGUAAACUUUUUAUUUGUACAUUUGGUUAUCAAAUAUGAAAUUAUACAAGUACCAUAGAGGUCAUUGUAACAUUUUUAAUGGAAAAUUGAUUUUGGUGUGAACUGUCAUAAUACGUGGUAAUAGAACCUUCAAGUAAAACUUG